UAUAAAAGCCAAAACAUGCUGUCAAUUCAUCAUAAAUAUUUGUAGAAUAUUGUUUUACAAUUUAUUAGUAUUAAAAUCGUUUUUAUGAAAUUAGAAAUUUAAAUAUGAAAGCAAUAAGUGUUUUUGUGUUAUGCACUCUUGCAGUUGCAGGAAAGGGCUCCGCGCCAAUAGAAGCCAUAGACCUCUUACGUUCUUUAUCAGCUGAAUGCUUACAAGAACUAGGAGCUUCUGAAGCCGUUUUCGAUGAAAUGAUGAAAAAUCUACCUGCCACGAGCAUGGACAUAAAAUGCCUCCGAGCAUGUAUAAUGAAACAAGUCAGCGUGCUCACGCCUGAGGGUAAGCUACAUAAAGAUAAUGCACUUAAGUUAGUUGAAAUGCAUGUCAAUGGUGAUGCUGAAAAAAUGAAAAUUGCCCGUGCUGUUGGCGAUGCGUGUGAAGGCAUAGCAGUUCCCGAUGAUCAUUGUGAAGCUGCAGAGCUCUAUAAAAUGUGUAUGGUAGAUGAAGCAAAAAAGCACGGAAUCAAUGAAAUAUUAUAAAUUAAUUAUUCACAUAGCAGUCUUUGUAAAAUAUGAUUUCCGUAAAAUGUUAUUUUUAUUAUAAAAAGUUUAAACAUUUGAAAUAUAAAUAAUAUGCAUUUA
Eupeodes corollae is the source of this 638-nucleotide messenger RNA. RefSeq names its product general odorant-binding protein 28a-like. The transcript is spliced from 4 exons. The coding region runs from base 105 to 536 and encodes 143 amino acids. NCBI's taxonomy places the organism in Eukaryota, Metazoa, Arthropoda, Insecta, Diptera, Syrphidae. Gene Ontology annotation, molecular function: odorant binding. The record is from RefSeq and is a predicted model, not a curated record. Gene Ontology annotation, biological process: sensory perception of smell.